AGCAGCGGAGGCGGCAGCAGGACCGGCCGGCUGCCCCCGCGUGCCCUGACCCUCGCCGCCCGCGCCAUGCCCAGCCGUCCACCCUGGAGGCCGCUGCUGCUGCUCUCGCUGUGGGGGCCGCUGCUCCGGAGGGCGGAGACAGGCUCCGAGGGGCAGACGGCGGGGGAGCUGUACCAGCGCUGGGAACGCUACCGCUGGGAGUGCCAGGAGACGCUGGAAGCCGCGGAGCCCCCAGCAGGCCUCGCAUGUAAUGGGUCCUUCGAUAUGUACGUCUGCUGGGACUACGCUGCGCCCAAUACCACUGCCCGUGCGUCCUGCCCCUGGUACCUGCCCUGGCACCAUCAGGUGGCUGCAGGCUUUGUCCUUCGCCAGUGUGGCAGUGAUGGCCAAUGGGGAUCUUGGAGAGACCAUUCUCAGUGUGAGAACCCAGACAAGAAUGGGACCUUCCAGGACCAGAGGCGGAUCUUGGAGCGGCUCCAGGUCGUUUACACCGUGGGCUACUCCCUGUCCCUGGCCGCGCUGCUGCUAGCUCUGCUCAUCCUGGGUUUCUUCAGGCGGCUGCACUGCACUCGAAACUACAUCCACAUCAAUCUGUUCACAUCUUUCCUGCUGCGGGCGGCAGCCAUCCUCACCCGAGACCGGCUGCUGCCUCCGCUCGGCCCCUCCCCUGGGGACCAGGCCCCCGUUCUGUGGAACCAGGCUAUAGCCACCUGCAGAACGGCCCAGAUCGUGACCCAGUACUGCGUGGGCGCCAGCUACACGUGGCUACUGGUGGAGGGCAUUUACCUGCACAGCCUCCUGGUGCUCGUGGGAGGUCCCAAGGGGGGCCACUUCCGCUGCUACCUGCUCCUCGGCUGGGGGGCCCCCGCGCUUUUCGUCAUUCCCUGGGUGAUCGUCAGGUACCUGUACGAGGACACGCAGUGCUGGGAGCGGAACGAGGUCAAGGCCAUUUGGUGGAUCAUACGCACCCCUAUCCUCCUGGCUAUUUUGAUUAAUUUCUUCAUCUUUAUCCGCAUUCUUGGCAUCCUCGUGUCCAAACUGAGGACACGGCAGAUGCGCUACCGGGACUACCGGUUGAGGCUGGCUCGCUCCAUGCUGACGCUGGUGCCCUUGCUGGGUGUCCACGAGGUGGUGUUUGCUCCCGUGACAGAGGAACAGGCCCGGGGCCACCUGCGCUUCGCCAAACUCGGCUUUGAGAUCUUCCUCAGCUCCUUCCAGGGCUUGCUGGUCAGCUUCCUCUACUGCUUCAUCAACAAGGAGGUGCGGUCGGAGAUCCGCCGUGGCUGGCACCGCUGCCGCCUGCGCCGCAGCCUGGGCGACGAGCCGCGCCAGCCCCCCGAACGUGCCUCUUCGACCUGGCCUUUGGGCUCGGGAUCCCGCCAGAUCGCAACUGGCUACACCGUGUCCUCGGGGAACCUUCCAGGGGCUGGGGAUGAGGCUGGCCGGGCCUUGGAAAGUUACUGCUAGGCAGGGGAUUGCUGCGAUCAUUCAGUUAGCAUGUAUUUAUUGAGUGCCUACUGUGUACCCAGCCCCUUGUGGAGGGUGCUGGGGAAGUGGGGGCGGGGUGGGGGCAGGCAACAGAAGACGAGGUCCCUGUCCUAGAGUUCACAAUUGAGUGGGGGGAAGCAGACCGUGAAGUACAAGUUCUAUACCCACUGUGUGGAAUGGCUGAUGAGGAAAAAUUAGAAGGGUGCCUAGGGUGGUCUGGGCGGGCAUCUCUGUGGAGGUGACAUUUAAGCCACGAUUGCAAGCGGUGAAGGAGACAGCUUUGGGAAGAACUGGCAGGCAAGAUUCUAGGCAGAAGGAACAGCAUCUGCAGAGGCACAGGAGCAGGAAGGAGCUUGGCCUUGUCUUGGAAACAGAGCGGCUGCUUUCAUGGCUGGAGCUGGGAUGAAUUGAAGCCAACAAAUGGAGAGAGACUGGGCAGGGGCACAGGAGUUGGGAUUUAUUCCAGGUGCAUGGAAAAUUCUUAGCAGGAGCAAGCACCUCAUGGGCUAAUGUAUUUUUUAUUUAUUGCAUUUUAUUUUAUUUAUUUUUAGAGAGAGGGGAAGGGAGGGAGAUAGCGAGGGAGAGAGACAUCAAUGUGUGGUUCCCUCUCACACGACCCCUACUGGGGACCUGGCCCGCAACCCAGGCAUGUGCCCUGACUGGGAAUCCAACCGGGGAUCCCCUGGUUCACAGGCCUCGCUCAGUACACUGAGCCACACCAGCCAGGGCCUGAUAUUUUAAACAGAGCCUUCUGUCUGCCCUGUGGGCGAACAGACCGUUAGGGAAGUGGGAGCCCAGUGAGGGCACUGCAGGCAGGGGCGGAUGGUGGCUGAAGCAGGGUAGCAGCCACGGAGGGUGUGAAGCAGCAGGACUCUGGAGCUGUUUUGAUGGUAGAGCCGAGUGUUUGGCAAGGGAUCGCAUGAGCAAAGUUUGGCAAGAAGUCCGGGAAGGCUGGUAGGUUUGAGACCGUGGAGAGAGGAGAUAGGGAGGCUGCGUUCAGGAUGGGGUGAACCAGGAGUGCUCUUUGGACAUGUUGGGCUGGGACUAAGGGCCUGGAGCUCACGAGAGAGGUUAGAAGUGUGAGCCCACUGGGGUGCAGAGGAUUCAGUGCGCAGACGAAGGCCUUGGCCGAGACCUGACAUCCGAGGCCAGGACCACGGCUAGGUGGGGACUGUGGCUGCGCAUUCCCACCCUCCUGGGGGACCCCAGGGCACUGGGAGAACUGGGGGGAACCAAGAGCCACAAUGUAGCUGGGCCACCUCUACACAGGUAAAACCCUCACUUCUAAAUCCUUCAGAUUCAGUUAGUACCUGGGUGUUGCUGAUUCCUCUCCUUGGGUCUCCAGCUCCCUGGGCAGAACUCAGUCCUUUAAGCAGGAGGAGGCCUUGUUGGGCCUCCUUUGUGGGUUCUGCGAGGGUAAGGCCCCAGGGCAGGGCCCUUGUAAAUAAAGCAUGACGUAACAGUUGUGUGUCUUUAAUCCUUAUCCCAGGAUGUUUAAUGAUUUUAGAGAGAGGGGAAGGGAGAGACAUCGGUCCAACCCACAACCUAGGUAUGGGCCCUGACUAUCAAACCCAAAACCUUUUUUGGUGUAUUGGAUGUUGCUACGAUCGUGCCACCUGGCCAGGACAGCAGUUGUGUGUGUGUGUGUGUGUGUGUGUGUGUGUGUGUGAGAGGAUCUGUCUUGGCUGGGCGCCUGUGGUGGCCACACCCCCUGGAGGGUAGCACUGUUCAUCCCGUCACGUGUUGCCAUGGUAACAUGGACAUCAACAAGACACUGUGCUGCCCCUGUCCGCCCUGCGUCAGAGAGCUGCCAUAGAAAAUGUUCAUGUGAUCUAACGCUUACAUAUAAACAUUUACAGUAUAUACAAUUAAGAUUCCAUGUGUGGACCCUGGCUGGUGUGGCUCAGUGCAUUGAGUGCUGGUCUGCAAACCAAAGGAUCACUGGUUCGAUUCCCAGUCAGGGCACAUGCCUGCACUGCAGGCCAGGUCCCUAGUAUGGGGAGUGUGAAAAGCAGCCACACACUGUUUUUCUCCCUCUCUUUCUCCUCCCUUCCCCCCUCUCUGAAAAUAAAUAAAAUCUUAACAAAAAAAGACUACCUAUGUGAAUCCUGGCUGGUGUAGCUCAGUGGAUUGAGUGCAGGCCUGUGAACCAGAGGAUCACAGUUCGAUUCCCAGUCAGGGCACAUGCCUGGGUGCAGGCCAGUUCCCAGCAGGGGAUGCACUAGAGACAACCAUACAUUGAUAUUUCUCUCCCUCUCUCCUUCCCUUCCUCUCUAAAGAUAAAUAAAAUCUUAAAAAAAAAAGAGUGAAGCUGCAAGCCUCAAGUCUUCGAAUCAACAGUC
Artibeus jamaicensis (Jamaican fruit-eating bat) is the source of this 3830-nucleotide messenger RNA. RefSeq names its product gastric inhibitory polypeptide receptor (gene GIPR). The record is from RefSeq and is a predicted model, not a curated record. Lineage: Eukaryota; Metazoa; Chordata; Mammalia; Chiroptera; Phyllostomidae. The transcript has 14 exons. Bases 67 to 1467 code for a protein of 466 amino acids. Gene Ontology annotation, cellular component: plasma membrane. Gene Ontology annotation, biological process: adenylate cyclase-modulating G protein-coupled receptor signaling pathway; cell surface receptor signaling pathway. Gene Ontology annotation, molecular function: G protein-coupled peptide receptor activity; gastric inhibitory peptide receptor activity; peptide hormone binding.